AUGAAGUUCUUGCACUUUAUCGUUCUCAAUCUCUUCAUUGUCACCUGCUUGUUUGCUGCGGCUACGUUUUCUUCUGCAGCAGAGGCUGAUAUCCAUAACUUCCAAUCUAAUGCCAAAGAUCUUCUUUCCAUAUUUAGCAGAUCAAUCUACAAGAAGCCAUCAGAUUUCAUUAGGGAGCUCCUUUCCAAUGCUGCAGAUGCCCUUAACAUUAAAAGAUUGUCAUCACUUACUCUUGGCGGAGGCUCCACCGAAGAAUACAAAGUUUCGGUGAUUUGCAACCCCAUCAAGAAGGAAUUGAUGUUCAUUGACACGGGAUGUGGUAUGGACGACGUAGAUAUGCGAGCAAAUCUUGGCACCUUUGCCAAAUCGGGAACCAAAGAAAAAAUGCAACAAAUAAAGGCAACAAAUUCCUCGACCCAUUCAGAGCUUAUUGGUCAAUUUGGACUUGGGUUCUAUUCUGCAUUUAUUGUUGCGGACACGGUUACUGUUGUUUCUAAAAAGCACUCUUCUGACGGUACAGCGCACAAAAAAUAUGUGUGGAAUUGCAAUAUUAACGAUGGAAAUUAUACGAUUAAAGAGAUUAAAGACGAUGACCCCUUGGAGCGAUCGUUUCCCAUCUCUAGUGGCACCAAGGUCAUCCUCCACAUUUCCGACGAAAGAUUGUUGAGAGACAUUUCAGAUGAACUUGCUGAUGAUGAGCAGGAAAAGCUUGACUUUCUUGAUCCCGAUUAUUUGAAAGAACUUAUCAUCGAGUAUUCUCAGUAUAUCUCAUACCCAAUCUAUUUGGUUUACAACAAAACAGUUACUUCUGAGGUUCCAUUGGACGUGGAAGAAGAAAAACCCUCAACACAUGAUGAGGAGAUUAAAGUUGAAGAAGAGGACGAUGAGUCAAAGGCCAAAAAGACCACCAAAACCGUCACAUCUGAAGAAGUUGUCACGGAAAAGGUAAACAUACAAAAGCCUAUUUGGGCCGAUUCUUCCUCAAGUGUCACUGCUGAGCAGUAUAACACCUUUUACAAGACCACAUUUAAGGAAUCCUCUGAUCCCAUAAUACAUCAAAGAGGAUCUGGUAGCAUUUCGUUGAAAACAUCGGUGGACUUCCAAUACCUCAUUUACAUUCCAAAGACACCCUCAUUUCAGCCAUUUUCUGGCGAAGACAUCCCCAAGUUUCUCAAGCUUUAUGUGAAGAGAGUGUUUGUCACCGAUGAGUUUGGCGAAAUGUUUCCCAGAUACUUGUCAUUUAUUAGGGGGGUCGUUGAUGUAGAGGAUCUUCCAUUGAACGUGUCUCGUGAAAGUUUACAAGACCUUACGGCGCUCAAAUCGGUCUUCAAAUAUCUUGCUAACAAAGUGGUUGGGCUUAUUCACAGUCUGUCAAAGAACAUCACGGCGUACGAGCCGUUUUAUAAGCAAUAUUCUGGCCACAUCAAGCUGGGUAUCAUUGUUGAGAAGGAUCAAAAACGCAAGGAUUCCCUGGUGCCUUUGUUGCACUUUAAGUCGUCCCAUAAUGUUAGCGGUGUCUUUCUGGAUGAAUAUAUCUCAAGAAUGCCAGAAAUGCAGACCGAAAUAUACUUUGUCACCGGCAGUUCGGUCAAAGAAAUGCGAAAGCUUCCCCAAAUUGAGAUGGCCAUAAAGAAGGGCUAUGAAGUGCUGUAUUUGGAUGAGUCCUUUGACGAAUACUUGGUCCAGGCCACUCCCACCUAUAAAGGAAAAGUUCUCCGCAAUCUUGCCAAAUCGGGCGUCAAUCUUUCUGACGAGUCUGAAAAGCAGAAGCUAGAAGAAGCUCAAAAGAGGUUCAAGCCAUUGACUGCUCAUAUGCAGAAGCUUUUUGCAUCCACCAUCGAAAAGGUGGUUGUAUCCGGUAAUCUCGACCGUUCUCCCGUUGCCAUUAGUGCCUCUGCCAAUGGAAUUUCUCCGCAAAUGGAAAAGCUUUUAAAGGCAAACAAGAACGAUUUUAUGGCCCAAUACUAUUUGGGGCAAAAAAAGAUUCUUGAGAUCAAUCCGGAGCAUCCUUUAAUCCAGUCAAUGUUGGAUGAUGUCGUUUCCGCCUCAGAGCCCGUCGAAGAGUCGGACAAGAAUAUGAAGUUGCUCUACUACUCCGCCCUCUUGCAUUCCGGGUACGAAAUAUCCAAUCCUGCCGAGUUUUCCCAGGCAAUUGAAGACAUGCUGCGUUCCAAAUAUGGACUGAGCUCUACAAGCAAACGUGAGGAAACCCAGGAGGAUUUAUUUUCUCAAAAGGAAAAUCCCAUGUUUUCGUUCCCAAAUAUGGAGGAUUUUGGCUUAAAUUCGGAAGAGGCCGCAGAAGCCAACCUUGACGAGAAAAUGGCUGCUGAGUAUGCGGCCAUGGAUGCUGCUGCAGAGCAUGAGGAGAUUUAA
This is a messenger RNA of Mitosporidium daphniae, 2373 nucleotides long. RefSeq names its product putative endoplasmin/endoplasmic reticulum glucose-regulated protein Grp94. Gene Ontology annotation, biological process: protein folding. NCBI's taxonomy places the organism in Eukaryota, Fungi, Microsporidia. The transcript has a single exon. The record is from RefSeq and is a predicted model, not a curated record. The coding region runs from base 1 to 2373 and encodes 790 amino acids. Gene Ontology annotation, molecular function: ATP binding; ATP hydrolysis activity; ATP-dependent protein folding chaperone.